Messenger RNA from Debaryomyces hansenii CBS767, 4377 nucleotides. Its product is annotated as DEHA2G00110p. The transcript has a single exon. Bases 1 to 4377 code for a protein of 1458 amino acids. Lineage: Eukaryota; Fungi; Ascomycota; Pichiomycetes; Serinales; Debaryomycetaceae. The record is from RefSeq and is a predicted model, not a curated record.
AUGGUGGCCAACGGAUACCACCAUAAACUGAGCCAGCGUCUGAGCCAGCGUCUGAGCCAGCGUCUGAGCCGAUCAGGAUUCUGGACCAGCACGACUGCCCCGAGCCAGCCAUUCAAUCCAGCACUUCCAGUCCUCUUAAAGCCAGUAUGUUUCCUCCCCAACUUUAUUAUUUCUUUUUAUUUUCCCCCCCCAAAAAAACAAAAAAACCACAAAACCAUGUCUGUUCUUGAUGAUGCUAACUUCCCCUCGAUGGAGAUGUUUUUCGAACGGUACGGUGAUGACGGGGUCCAGGAACCCCGAGACGAACAUUACAUGCUGCAUGAGGAAUACGAGGAGACGUACGCAGCGCAAUUUAGCUACGAAUUCGGGCUGACUAAAGACACCAAGCUCCGUGAUGUGUCCGAAACACCCAUCAACUAUGAUGUCAGUGAUUACUACUUUGACCCCCAGCUAGGGUUGGGCAUCCACAAGGAGAUCGGACUUGUGGUGGUGUUCCACCGAGACCCCCGGAAAAACUAUAUCAUCCGGUCGCUUUUAUUUGAGAGGUACGCACAGGCCAUCAUGUGCAAGAUAACACUGUUCCGCGGGGCCUUGCAGUUGCUGCGGGCCAAGGACGAGCUCAGUCUGAAGCUUGUGCUCAGUUGCGAGAUGGGUGAGCCAGGACUCGAACACGCCCGCGGCAAGCUCAGUCCGCAAUGCAUGCCGCUCCAGGCCGUGCCCAUCCACUUUGGUUUUGGCUGCGGCUGCGGCAUCAUCAGAAGAAGGUAUGGCGAGUUGAGUCGCCACUCAUGCAUCCAACGGGACUCGAUCCGACCCAUGGCGUUCCAAAAGUUCCCGCAGAGGUAUGGUCUCCGGCCUGCCAACUUUGAGGUUUAUUGUCCCACCGACGACGGCUAUGUGGAGGCCCGCGCCAGGGAUGGUCCUGCGUCGUCGUCGUCGUCGUCGUCGUCGUCGUCAUUAUCAGGGACUGCGACAACCGUCCAGAACCACCUGCGGACAACCACUGUGCCCGACCUGCAGCACCAUCCGUUGGUGAAAAAGAUUCUCCAGGAGGUGGACCGAGAAAUAGUGGACAUCCAGGUCAAAGGUAUGAAGGAGGCCAAUUUUGUUCCGAAGAUAGCCCAGCUCUUGGUGGGUGCCAUGACACUUUUCAGCGCCAACAUCAACCAUGUCAAUCUUGCGGGACUCGAAGUGGUGCGACUUUUCAAAGGCGCCGCCAAUAACACCGGGCGCGCCUCCAAUAACUUUAACCGCCGCCCAUCUACGUAUUUCCGCGCAGUCCAGACAUACCUGACGUGCGUGCAGUACAGCAAGUACAUGGCCGAGCUAGUAUACAUGGUAUUGAUGUAUGGACCCAAACCUGCGGCCUCCUUGGCGCUCACUGAGAUGCUUGAUAAGUAUAGAGACGAUGAAGUUGUGUUGGAGGUCAAUUCCCGUGAUUAUCACAAUUUGACAGGCUACUCGCAGUUCAUCACGGCCGAGGAGCGCACGCGGAUCUUGGACCAGACGUUUACCGAGUCGUCCCUUCGUGACAUCGACCAGCUCGUGCAUUGGAUCAUGGACCACUGCAUAAGAAAGGAGUUCGACGAAAACCUUUCUGUGGCGGGGGAUGAGCAGCAGCAGCAGCAGCAGCAGCCAGAUAUCGAUAUUGAGAGUGAUGCCAUAGCCGCGGGUAUCUUGGAUGAGGACGGCGACGACAACAAUGAAACCCCAGAGGUGUAUUUGGAGGCCAUGAACACAACAAUGUCGUCCUCGCAGCAGCAAACAGCUGCUGAGUCUUUGGCCAGUUUGUACUAUCCGGUCUAUGGCGUCAACAAUAAUGCCGAAGAAGAAGAAGAACAAAAUACGUCAAACGAAAAUGCGUUUGUGGUGUACCUUGGGUACCUAGGGGCUAAGUAUCCGACCAAGCAGUAUUGUCGGUCGUUGAGCGGAAUAUGCUAUGUGGCCAAGACGUGUGUUUUGUUGGAUAUCAUCAAACGGGCGCGCACCCGCCGCGUAUCGCUUCGAGACGCUGAGGAUCCGUCUGUUGUGGACACCGGUCUGUACCGCAUAUUGGCCCAGGUGCGCACCCAUUAUACGUAUCUCGGGCUAUCGUUGGCUCGAAGCGAGGGUAAUCUCUUUCGCCUCAACUUUUCCACGGGAGACAUCUUCAACAGCGACAACGUGGUUGUGGGCCACACGAAUAUGAUCAGCAAGAUAUUCGGCCGGUUGUACGACCUUGCACAGGAAACCAUCCAGGAUUUGUCGAAUGGUGAAGAAUUGGACUACUCCGUUGACAACGCUCGGCUCAGCGACGGGAUGGUUUCGUUUACGGAGUGCGUGAGAGUACCGCUGUAUUCGCGAUAUAAGCACCGAUUGCUCUCGAUCCAUAACAACAACAUCGACCUGUUCCGGAAAGCGCACACCAACUUGUCGCUCAUCCUCAUCACGCUCCUCCAUAUCCUGUGCUUGCCGGCACGGUCAACUGAAAUCGACCGAUUAUCGGUGGAGGGCACGUCCAAGGAGUAUCGGGGUGUGUACUUUCUUGGCCCCACGUUUGGGUUUUGCUAUAACUAUAACAAGUCGGCCAAUUCGAAAGACCCCAUCAUCCGGGAAAUCGGUCCUGAAUUGUCGUUGUUGUUUUUGUGGUAUGUGCUCGUCUUCAGGCGGAUGUACGUAGAGCUGUCGCGUGUGGAGAGCAGUGAGAAGUUGUACCAGUUUGAUGCGAUGCUGCCGGACAAGAUCCGGAGAGGAGUCCUGUAUUGGUUCACGUACGGCAUGAAUAACCAGCGCGAGUAUAAGUUCUGUGAGGUGCGCCAGAUCCUCAAGCGGUGCAUCGAGUUCCAUUACACCAAAAGCGUGACUGCAGAUCUCGACAUGUACCGUCUGGUUUACGAGACCAUUGCGCGGACCCUGGGCCAUUCGGUGGCCACGUCCACGGAGCAUUACGGGACGAUUGCGAAUUAUCCGCCAUCAGUCAACGCCGCCGAUGUGCUCCGGUCCCGUCAUUUGGGCCAGGUCUGGCAUCGGCUGGGGUUGCGUCGGAAGUUUAUCGGUUUCGAGGGUGAGGUUGUUGAGCCGGAGGGUGAGCCGGGUGAUGUGGAUGAGGUGGUGGCAUCUGAUGUUUCAAUUGACCCGGCUAGCCCUGUCAAUGAAGAGGUUGAGGAAGUUGAACCCUUGCGUGAUGAUAUUGGCGGGAAUCCUGUUUAUGCAGAUGACGAGGUUGAGGAAGUUGAACCCCUGCGUGACGAUAUUGGCGGGAAUCCUGUUUAUGCAGAUGACGAGGUUGAUUCUAUUUCGGAUAUGCUUAUGGAAAUUCCUCGCAUAGAUUAUAAUAGGGCUGUAGGCUCUGAUCCUACGCCUGUUCCUCCGCUUGAACCUUCUGCUGUUUCACCUUCUGAACCCCCAGCUCCUUCUCGUUCAGUCCCUGUUUCAGCUCCCGACGCCCCUCCAGUGUCUGUUUCGUGGAACGAUUCGAGCCUCUCCCCAAACCACGCUUCGUCCCCUUAUGUUCACCAGCUCCCAGGUUAUCGUCCUCCCUUCUCACCUCCCUACCACCACGCUCCUGUAUCUUCUGGGUUUGCUUUACCUCCGCAAGAUGCAUAUCUAGGCGCGCCGUUAUAUGAUGCGCAUGUGUCUCGAGAAGUGCUUCUGGGAGCGAGAAAACGCCAUAGUCGAGAAAAAAAGGAAAGCAAAGAGAGAAAAAUGGAAAGGAAGAGGAAGGAGAAAGAAAGGAUCAGUAAAAGAGAGGAAGAUAUCAGGAAAAGAGAGGAAAAGAUCAGAAAAAGAGAGGAGAAAGAAAAGAUAAGGAAAAGAGAGAAGAGAGAGAAAAGGGAAAGAAAACGGGCAGAGGAGAAACGAGAAAAAGAAAGUGCAGCCCUAGCUUCUCCUGUCACCCCAGUCAGGACCCUAAAAGUCAAAGACGUCCAUCUAUAUCUGUCUGCAACGAGUGGCCGGUUAUUCCGUAGCGAAAGCCCAUCAGGCCCCUCAGGCCCUUCAGGCCCCUCAAGUCCUCGAGCCAUGCCAUCGGGUCCCCCAACGCCGAAUCUGAGUGCCAGGCGGGUGCACCCCCUUAUCUAUCAAUCGCGCACGCAAAGCCUGGCCGUUCCUGGGUCUUCCCACCCAACGCGCGUGCAAAAGCAGCCAAAGCAGCCUCCCAGCGCGCGCUCUUUAGGAUCGCCUCCCUCGUUUCCCGAGACGCCGCGCCGGUCCUUGCUUUCUCCCCAGCAUCUCCGCCAAAGAAUAACGGAGAGUUUGCAGGCAUCGCCGUUGGGAAGGUUCUUUGCUCCGUCAGAUUCCCCUAAAAGCGUUGCUCGGAAAGGGCCCAAGAUCCCUAAGAAUGAUCCUGUGGUGGAUGAUCUGGAUUAUCUGGAGCUGGAUUAUCUGGAUGAAGAUUAG